Molecule: messenger RNA, 3432 nt
Organism: Lecanosticta acicola
Lineage: Eukaryota; Fungi; Ascomycota; Dothideomycetes; Mycosphaerellales; Mycosphaerellaceae
Source: the annotation of a GenBank genome assembly
AUGGCAGCCGCCACCGACCGGCUCUACAGCCGACCACAGGGCGUCGAGCGCCUGGCAGACGCAUUGGAGAAGCCACUGUUGGACAAUCGCACAUACCGCGUCAUCCGGCUGCCAAAUCAGCUCGAGGCCCUUCUCAUUCACGAUGCCGAGACCGACAAGGCCAGCGCCGCCAUGGACGUCAACGUCGGCAGCAUGUCCGACCCGGAGGACAUGCAGGGAAUCGCCCACGCCGUAGAGCAUCUUCUGUUCUUGGGCACCGACAAGUUCCCGCAAGAGAAUGAUUACAAUCAGUAUCUGAACAAAUACGCCGGCCAUUCCAAUGCCUUCACCGCGCCCACUUCGACAAAUUUCUACUUCGAAUGCUCGGCCAUGUCCACCUCCAACAGCCGCGCCUCCUCCGCAAACACCAGCCAAGCCAGCCUGCCCGCAUCACACGCAUCUUCCACCAAAACUGCCUCCCCGCUCUGGGGUGCCCUAGACCGAUUCUCCCAGUUCUUCGUGAAGCCGCUCUUCUUGGAGGAUGUGUUGGACAGAGAACUGCGAGCAGUAGACUCGGAGAACAAGAAGAACCUGCAGAGUGACAACUGGCGCUUGAUGCAGUUGGGAAAGAGCUUGUCCAACAAAGACCAUCCCUGGCAUCUCUUCUCCACCGGUAACUACCAACUCCUGCAUGACGACCCCAUUGCAAGACAGGUCAAGAUCAGAGACGAAUUCAUCAAGUUCUACGAGAGGCAUUACUCGGCAAACCGCAUGAGGUUGUGCGUGCUGGGGAGGGAAGAUCUGGAUACACUGCAGCAGUGGGUCGAGGAGCUCUUCACGCCCAUCGUGAAUAAGGACCUGCCGAAGCUGAAAUGGGAGGACAUUCCUGCGUUUACCGACGAGGAACUCGGCCUCCAGAUCUUCGCCAAACCUAUCAUGGACCAGCGGUUGUUGGACAUCAUGUUCCCUUACCCGGACCAGGACGACCUCUACGAAUCCAAUCCGAGCCGCUACAUCGCCCACUUGAUUGGACAUGAGGGACCAGGGAGCAUUCUCGCGUAUCUGAAGGAGAAGGGCUGGGCCACCGAUCUCAGUGCUGGCGCCUCUACCGUCGCCCCAGGAGUGGCCAUGUUCUCCGUCGGCAUUCGACUGACGCCUCAAGGCCUGGAGCGUUAUCAAGACAUCCUCACCACCGUCUUCCAGUACAUCUCCAUGAUCAAGGAGUCGCCGCCUCAAGAGUGGAUCGUCUGGGAGUCGAGCAAGCUGGCCGAGAUGGAGUUCAAGUUCAGACAGCAGACGCCGGCCUCGAGAACGACCAGCGGUCUCAGUGGUAUCAUGCAGAGAUCGAUUCGACCAGAGUGGCUACUGAACGGCCAGACUCUGAUCCGAAAGUUCGAUCCGGACGGCAUCCGAGCCGGCCUGGACGCCCUGCGACCGGACAACUUCCGAUUCACCCUCGUCAGCAAGGAAUUCCCCGGCGACUGGGACCAGAGAGAGAAGUGGUACGGCACCGAGUACAAGUGCGAGAGGAUCCCGUCAGACUUCAUGAGCGAGCUCCAAUCCGCCGCGACAGCAUCCGCAAGCCAGCGCCCGGCCGAUCUACACAUGCCACGCAAGAACGAAUUCAUCCCGACACGCCUUGAUGUAGAGAGGAAAGAGGUUCCGCAACCUGCUUUGACCCCGAAGCUGGUCCGCAACGAUCCGAACGUGCGCAUGUGGUGGAAGAAGGAUGACCAGUUCUGGGUCCCCAAGGCCACUUUCUUCCUCAACCUACGUUCACCCAUCCUGAGGACCUCUCCCAUCAUCUCCGUGCUCGGCCAGAUAUACGCAGAUCUCGUCGAAGAUGAACUGUCGACGUAUGCGUACGAUGCCGAGCUCGCAGGCCUGGACUUUAACAUCAGCGCGGGCCUGGACGAUUCGAUGACGGUCGAGGUAAGUGGCUACAACGACAAGCUGUCUGUCUUGCUGGAAAAGGUCCUUCGCACCAUGCGCGAUCUCGAGGUCAAGGACGAACGCUUCGAGAUCAUGAAAGAACGCAAGGCCCGCUCCUACGAGAACAUGGCUUGGGCGGAACCGUUCAAGCAGAUCAACCAGAUCACCAACUGGGCCGUGAACGAGCGCCGACUUCGCAGCCGCGAGUUUGCAGAGGUUCUUCCAUCCGUGACAGCAGACCACGUGAGGAGCUUCGUUCCGGAGCUCCUGCGCCAGGUGCAUAUGGAGAUGUUGACCCACGGCAAUCUGUACAAGGAGGAGGCUCUCAAGAUUGCGGAUCUCGUGGAGUCCAUCUUCCGAACAACACCGUAUCCACCAAAUCAGUGGCAGCCCGGCCGCUACUUGGCUUUCCCGCCUGGCUCGGAUCAUCUCGUCGAGGAGACGCUCGCCAAUCCGGACAACGUCAACCACUGCAUUGAGUAUGUGGUACAUGUCGGCGAUGCGCAAGAUCGCGCGCUGCGUGCGAAACUACUCCUCAUCUCCCAGAUCAUUGACGAGCCCUGCUUUGACACCUUGAGGACGAAGGAACAGCUGGGAUACAUUGUCGGAUCCAGCCCGAUUGUUUGGGGGAAUCGGAUGCUGCAUCGCAUUCUCAUUCAGAGUGAGAAAGAUUGUUUGUAUCUGGAGAAGCGGAUUGACGCAUUCCUGCUCAGCUUUGAAAAGCUGCUCCAGGACCUGACGAAGGAGGAAUUCGAGGAACAGAAGAUUGGUGUCAUCAACAAGCGGCUGGAGAAGUUGAAGACGCUGUCGCAGGAGAGCGGUCGCUUCUGGCAUCAUAUCACGUCGAAGCAGUAUGAUUUCGAGCUCGGUAAGUGGAAUUCCAUACUUCUGUUCAACUGAAACUUGCGCUGACAACGACAUACAGUCUACCGCGAUGUCGAAGCGCUUGAAGAGUUGACCAAAGAAGACGUACUCGAGUUCUUUGCUCUCUACUUCAAGCCCGGCUCGCCUGUUCGCGCCAAGCUCUCCGUCCACAUGGUGGCUCAAGCAUCCGCCGAAGACGUCGCAGCCACGAUUGACCCUGACUCACAACGAGCCAGCUUGGCAGCCAACAUUCUCGCUCUCCUCGGCCAACUCGGCAUCACCGCUGAUUCUGAUGCUCUCUCUUCGUCUUUGGAGAAGGUGGAUCUUGCCAAGGAUAGCGCUGCUGAAGACAUUGUCACUGCAACUGGUGAUUACCUCACGAAGGCAGCUGGCAUUGCUGCCGAGCAAGUCGAAGGCAUCAAGCAACAGGCACAGGCUGUCCUGCCACAGAUCCUCCCCACGCUCGGAAUCAAGACUCCAGCUGUAGGAUCCGAGACGAAUGGUCACGCAUUGAAUGGCGAUGUCGCUGUGCCAGAGAAGAAGGAACCAAUCCGCAUUACGGACAUCAAAGCUUUCCGGGAUAGCAUGCCCCUCCACCCGGCGGCGAGGGCUGUCAAGGACAUUACGGAGUUUGAGGAGAUUGAGCCGAAGCUGUAA